Chrysochloris asiatica (Cape golden mole) is the source of this 1009-nucleotide messenger RNA. It is a transcript of the gene LCMT1, whose product is annotated as leucine carboxyl methyltransferase 1. Lineage: Eukaryota; Metazoa; Chordata; Mammalia; Afrosoricida; Chrysochloridae. The transcript is spliced from 11 exons. Gene Ontology annotation, cellular component: cytosol. The record is from RefSeq and is a predicted model, not a curated record. Gene Ontology annotation, molecular function: protein C-terminal leucine carboxyl O-methyltransferase activity. Gene Ontology annotation, biological process: C-terminal protein methylation. The coding region runs from base 8 to 1009 and encodes 333 amino acids.
UACGCCCAUGGCCGCUAGCCUGAAAGGAGCCUCUGUCACCUGUUCUUCCACCUUGAGCUGUGACACUGACGAUGAUGGCGUGCGCGGCACCUGUGAAGAUGCUUCCCUGUGCAAGAGGUUUGCAGUAAGCAUUGGUUACUGGCAUGACCCUUAUAUCCAGCAUUUUGUCAGAUUGUGCAAAGAGAGGAAGGCUCCAGAAAUUAACAGAGGAUAUUUUGCUCGAGUUCUCGGUGUCAGUCAGCUUAUAAAGGCAUUUCUAUGGAAGACAGAAUGUAAUUGUCAAAUUCUGAAUCUUGGGGCUGGGAUGGAUACCACCUUCUGGACGUUAAAGGAUGAAAAUCUUCUCCCAAGUAAAUAUUUUGAAGUUGACUUUCCAAUGAUAGUCUCAAGAAAGAUCCACAACAUCAAAUCCAAGCCUCCUCUAUCAAAACCUGUUGUAGAAUUGCAUUCAGAGGACACAAUUCAAAUAGAUGGGCAUAUGUUGGAUUCAAAGAGAUAUGCCAUUAUAGGGGCAGAUCUGCGAGAUUUACCUGACAUGGAAGAGAAACUAAAACGAUGCCACAUGAAUACACAAUUGCCAACACUCAUCAUAACUGAAUGUGUGCUGAUUUACAUGACUCCAGAGCAGUCUGCAAACCUCCUGAAGUGGGCAGCCAGCAGUUUUGAGACUGCCAUGUUCAUCAACUAUGAGCAGGUGAACAUGGAUGAUCGCUUCGGGCAAAUUAUGGUUGAAAACCUUCGGAGACGACAGUGCGACUUGGCUGGAGUGGAAAUGUGCAAAUCGUUAGAUUCACAGAAAGAACGGCUCCUGUCAAGCGGAUGGGAAACAGCCUCCGCAGUUGACAUGAUGGAAUUGUACAGCAGGUUACCGCGGUCAGAAGUGAGCAGGAUAGAGUCGCUGGAAUUCCUGGAUGAAGUGGAACUUCUUGAACAACUCAUGCAGCAUUACUGCCUGUGUUGGGCAACCAAAGGAGGAAAUGAACUAGGUUUGCAGGAGAUCACUUACUAA